UCUGCAAACCCCAAAGUCCCAUGUUAGCAGGAUAGUAACAGUGUCACCAACACCAACACCAACGCCAACGAGUGAAGCUUUGUGUUCGUUCCUCUUCCUCGAAUUUGAGACACCCACGAUUCCAGUUUUUGUCUUGAAUUUGUGUUAGUUUGUGUUUGAGAUGAGGUAACAUUCAAUCUUUAUUUGUGGGGGAUAAAUAUAAUGCACUAGCAGAUUCUAUGGUUAUAUAGCUUUGCUUGUGGAACAGCAUGGCUUUUCUUUCUUUGCCUUGCAGUACUGGGUCAUUUGUUACCCCUGAUAUGUUAAAGAUAAGAUAUUUUGGGGUAGAUGGAAAUUUCUGCACUCGUUCAUUUGCUUGGAAGCAGAAGCUUGAGUUUUGUGAAAGAAAAAGUAGAAUUCCCUCAUUCAGGUUUCCUUGUUGUUUCAAGUCACAACAUGGUGUUUCCAGCAACAAUAAAAUUGAGCCGCUUGUGAGUAGAACCAGGGGUGACGGAAAGGCGCAGAGUGGUAAAGGGGAAAGUAAUAGGUUGAAGAACAGAUUUUCAUUGAGAUUGCGGCCGAGGUUACGGUUAUUAGCUAUGAGAAUGAAAAGGACUUCCAUUGAAUCCAUUUUGAAUGAGGUGGGGAUCUUCGUUCGUAGGAACAUUAGGACAGUGGCAUUUUCUACCUCAUUUUCUUUAGUGUUUGGCCUUUGUUUCAUGUUUUUGAAAUUGACAGCGCUCCCCCCUCAAAAAAUUGUUCCAUAUUCGGAAUUGGUUACAAGCCUUCAAAAUGGGUCUGUUGCAAAAGUAUUAGUUGAAGAGGGAUCUCGGCGUAUAUAUUACAAUAUGAACUCCGAAACUGUUGAAAACGAUCAGGUUUCCGGUGAAGAAUCACAAGGAGCAGAUGUUUCAAUUGAUAAGGAUAUAAAUCAGGUUGGGAGUGAGGAUACUUUAAGAGCUGGCCAAACUCCAGUGGUGAAUAAAUUGAAUAAAUUCUCCAGGACUCGAUCUUCUAUUCCUCAGUGGCAGUAUUCCACAAGAAAAAUCGAGCAUGAUGAAAAGUUCCUUAUUAGUUUGAUGAGAGAGAAGGGAGUUACAUAUAGCUCUGCCCCUCAAUCUGUGUUAAUGUCAAUGAGGAGUACUUUGAUAACUGUGAUCACACUAUGGAUACCUUUAAUUCCAUUGAUGUGGCUUCUGUAUCGUCAACUUUCUGCUGCCAAUAGUCCUGCAAGGAAGCAGAAACCGAAUAGUCAGACAGUUGGAUUUGAUGAUGUGCAAGGUGUUGAUUCCGCAAAAGUAGAACUCAUGGAGAUAGUUUCAUGUCUGCAAGGGGAUAUAAAUUACCAAAAGGUGGGGGCGAAGCUACCUCGAGGUGUGUUGCUGGUAGGUCCUCCUGGAACUGGGAAGACGUUACUUGCACGUGCGGUGGCAGGGGAAGCAGGUGUACCCUUUUUUACUGUAUCUGCCAGUGAGUUUGUGGAAUUAUUUGUUGGAAGAGGGGCAGCUAGAAUCAGAGACCUUUUCAACACUGCAAGGAAAUUUGCACCAUCAAUUAUAUUCAUUGAUGAACUUGAUGCUGUUGGAGGUAGGCGUGGAAGAAGUUUCAAUGAUGAACGUGACCAAACGCUGAACCAGUUGCUAACAGAAAUGGAUGGAUUUGCAUCCGAGAUGAGAGUGGUUGUCAUUGCAGCAACUAACCGACCAGAAGCAUUGGAUCCAGCCUUAUGUCGCCCGGGUCGUUUCUCAAGAAAAGUAUAUGUAGGGGAACCAGAUGAAGAAGGGAGGAGAAAGAUAUUAGCAGUACAUCUAAGGGGAGUUCCUUUAGAGGAGAACGCUAACAUCAUUUGUCAUUUAGUUGGUUCUCUUACUGCUGGCUUGGUAGGUGCUGAUCUGGCAAACAUUGUCAAUGAAGCUGCUUUGCUUGCUGCUCGUAGAGGUAGUGAAACUGUGGCUAGGGAAGACAUAAUGGAAGCGAUUGAAAGAGCAAAGUUCGGAAUCAAUGAUAAGCAAUUGAGGUCUAGUAAAAUAGGCAAGGAGCUAAGUAAGCUAUUCCCUUGGAUGCCGUCAUUGAUGGGAAGAGGUGAUAGGAGACAGGAUGACCUGCAAGGACCAUUAGGUUAUCAAUCACUGAAUUCAUGAAUGGACUUGCUUGUUAAAUUUACUUAUAGUUUAUUUAAAAUUUCCCCCUGUAAUUGUUCCCUGAUUUUCUUUUAUGCUAGAAAUUUUGUUUCCCCUAUACAUGAUGCUUAAGAGUAAGAAUACGUUGUCCAUAGAGAGUGAGAAGUUGUCUUCAUUUAAGUGUGUAUCAAUACAAGUUAAACUUAAAUUAAAAGUACAUUUUUCUCAAUCCAUA
Lotus japonicus is the source of this 2334-nucleotide messenger RNA. Its product is annotated as probable inactive ATP-dependent zinc metalloprotease FTSHI 3, chloroplastic. Gene Ontology annotation, molecular function: zinc ion binding; metalloendopeptidase activity; ATP-dependent peptidase activity. Gene Ontology annotation, cellular component: chloroplast thylakoid; membrane. Gene Ontology annotation, biological process: proteolysis. Bases 249 to 2120 code for a protein of 623 amino acids. The record is from RefSeq and is a predicted model, not a curated record. The transcript is spliced from 4 exons. NCBI's taxonomy places the organism in Eukaryota, Viridiplantae, Streptophyta, Magnoliopsida, Fabales, Fabaceae.